AUGUUGUUGAAGCAAGCUGUUGCAAGAGGAUUUUUUAACUAUAUUGAAAAACUGAAGUACGAAUAUCACCUUAAGGAAUCAUUGAAACAAAUGAAUGUUGGUGAGGAUUUAGAAAAAGACGACCUUGAUAGUCGUAGAUACAAAUACUUGGAUGAUGAUGGCUCCAUUUCUCCUAUUGAAGAGUCAGGAGCAGAAGAUGAGACAACACAUCUUGAACAUGAUGCAUGUGAUAUCAAAUUAGUAGAGGAGAGUUGUUUCAUUAUAAGUUCUGAAUUUCCAAGCAAGAUGAAUGUGUGUUUACCAAGAGAGAAGAAUAAAGAAGCUGCUUUGUCUACAAAGAGAGUUUCUAAGGCCAGAAAUAACGGACAGAGGGCAGAAAGAUCUGAAAAGGAGAUAAACAUGAAUGGUAAAGAAGGUGGUGGUACGUGAAGAUACCUUUUAUUCUUACAGGAUUCUGUUUGAACAUGGGCCUGGAGUUGAAAGGUACGUCUUAACUGUGUUGGACCAUGUUUGUUUAAAUGUAGUAACAGAUAAAAAUUUCCACAAAAAAAGAUUGUUAGCUUUAGUUCCAACUAGGAGAUUGCCAAAAAACCAACCUUAGAUUUCAAGUAUUUUACAUACUGAUAUUCUUGAAACAAUUUUCUCAGAAUACACUGAAUAGACCAAAAUGUUAGCAGUCAUGACUGUAUUGAGGGUCAUGAUUCACACUUGAAUUUUUUUCCUCAUAGUUCAUGUAAGGCAUAGCAGGAUUACAAAAUGGAACUCCCAUCUGCCAGCAACCCCCUUCCCAAGUAACAAAGCCAAUUGGUGAUACUUGGGUGUUUAUCCAUUUAUGUUCUGGUUACUGAGUACUCUGGCUGGAACACAAGCUCGUUAAGCAUCAUGAAGGGGUUUUUUGGCCACUAAGUAGCUUUCAUGUCCAUUGCUAUUUUUGCAUUAUUUUGUUGCAGCACAUCACAAUUUCUGUUUGUCACUGGCAUUGGAGAGUGUCUUGAGGUCUAUCCCGAUGGGGCCUCUCCUGUGGCUGCUCAUCGUUGGAAACGCCUCAUAGAGUAACACUGGUUUUGCUUUGCUCACAGGUCUGUUUCUUUGGCCUGUUGAUAAGGCUGUA
Molecule: messenger RNA, 1111 nt
Organism: Octodon degus (degu)
Lineage: Eukaryota; Metazoa; Chordata; Mammalia; Rodentia; Octodontidae
Gene: Taf1d
Product: TATA-box binding protein associated factor, RNA polymerase I subunit D
Exons: 5
Coding region: 1-429 (142 amino acids)
Biological process (GO): regulation of DNA-templated transcription
Cellular component (GO): RNA polymerase transcription factor SL1 complex; nucleoplasm; nucleus
Source: RefSeq, a predicted model, not a curated record